AAGAUAUUUUCCGCAUCUGCCUCUUUACGAAAUGUCCAUUGCCAAGAUCGACAACCGUCCUCAAUGGCUCAAGGUGACCCAACCGUUCGCCUCAGGCGGGUUGGCGGGAUGCCUGGCUACCUGCUGCAUCCAGCCUAUCGAUAUGGUUAAAGUGAGGAUCCAAAUUGCGCCCCCUGGGGCAUCUAAGAACCCCUUCUCAAUAGCUUCUCAUAUAGUCAAAGAUGAGGGCUUUCUCCAUCUCUAUAAGGGCCUCGACGCAGGGAUAGUACGUCAGCUCACUUACACGACGACUCGAUUGGGGGUUUUCCGUCUAACAUCAUCGUUCUUGCAAAAGCCUGAUGAGAAGACCCUCCCCUUCUGGAAGAAGGCCUUUGCUGGUCUUUUUGCUGGGGCUGUUGGCUCCUUCGUCGGCACUCCAGCUGACCUAGCUCUAAUUAGGCUUCAGGCUGAUGCAACUUUGCCUAUCGCCGAUCGUCGUAACUACAAAGGAGUAUUCGACGCGUUGAAGCAGAUCGUUCAGCAGGAGGGCGUGACAGGCCUCUGGGCGGGCUCCCUCCCCACUGUCGUCAGGGCCAUGGCUCUUAACGUUGGCAUGUUGUCAACCUUCGAUCAGGGCAAGGAGUAUUUCACCGCUAAGUUCGGCCCCGGAUGGGCAGCAACCCUUACCGCGUCAGCUUGCUCUGGCUUUGGUGCUGCGUUUAUGUCCUUGCCCUUCGAUUUCGUGAAGACUCGCAUUCAGAAGAUGAAGCCCGAUGUGAACGGCAUUAUGCCGUAUAAGGGCACUUGGGACUGCAUUGUGAAGACUAUGAAAACCGAAGGGCCCACCGCCUUCUAUAGAGGCUUCCCUACUUACUAUAUUCGUAUUGCGCCUCACUCGAUGUUGGUACUUAUUAUAGUCGACUCCAUCAACACUGCAGUCCAGAGGCACUAUAACAAGGUUGACCAGUAGUCUCUGAUAAGGGGCUGCGUAUGGAUGAUGAGUAGUACUAUUGCGCCGUAGAGUCGCUUGCUGGGCUAAGGCCGUAUUCUUCGAUAGAAGUGACCAUGGUGUGGUAUCACUCUAAUUAUCAGCAAACAAGUGUCAACCACAAGCCCGAGCGAUAGCCCCUAACUGCUACUAUUAUAACGCCUUCUUCUUCGUCUCGUCGUCGUCGUAGUCGCUGUCGGGCUGCCCAUACUCCCACCAAUGCAGCAUCAGCCAACACCUUUACCAUUAAUAGGUCUACAGCAGUUACUGGUCUAACGGUUGACGUUUCCGU
This is a messenger RNA of Perkinsus marinus ATCC 50983, 1259 nucleotides long. RefSeq lists its product as hypothetical. Gene Ontology annotation, molecular function: oxoglutarate:malate antiporter activity. The coding region runs from base 32 to 949 and encodes 305 amino acids. Lineage: Eukaryota; Perkinsozoa; Perkinsida; Perkinsidae. The record is from RefSeq and is a predicted model, not a curated record. The transcript has 6 exons. Gene Ontology annotation, biological process: transmembrane transport.